GGCCGUCAGGGGGAGCGUUAGUGUGGCGGCAGCUGGAGCGAUGUUGAUCUGUCGGGUGGAGCUUCCUGGGACGAGCCUGGCCAGCGAGAACAAGAUUUAUAUCACAGAUGAGUUUGCCCCCCCGCAGGACGGACCCGGGCGUUACCUCGCGCUGCUCGUCUCCUUCGCGCUCGUGUGCGUCGCCGCCUCCCUGCUCUUCAUCGUACCGCUGCGGACGAUCGUGAAGCUGCGAUCUUCAGUGCAGCGUCUGGCAGCGCUCGUCAUCAGACUGAUCACACGGCAGAGCACGGCGCCGGACGAUGAACCGCGUCUGGGAGAGUACGGGGACAUCCUCAGAGUGGAAACUACAGGAGCGUCUGAACACACGGCGAGGGCCAUCGAGCAGCUCUACAGAGGAGUUUCUGGAGUGGAAGCCUCCAACAGGCUGGCAGAGAGAGACCUGACGGAGGUGCUGAUGUUCAGAGACAUGAUCGUUAGCGUGGGAAACACACUCAGCAUCCGCCCCGCUCUGAUCGCCGCCAUCAUCUCCAGACAGUCUCGUGCCGGGAUCGACCUGAACAGGGACGGCUACGGAGCGACCGACCCCGACUGCUUCGGCCUCAUGCAGAUCAAUAAGCAUUACCACGCGGUGAAGGGGAACGCGUACAGCAGGGAGCACGUGGACCAGGGAGUCACCUUCUUCAUCCAGCUCUGCAAGACCAUGAAGAGGACGAAGCCACGCUGGAACAGAGAGCAGCAGCUGAAGGCUGCGUUGGCGUGUUACGUCGCGGGCGAGGAGCGGGUCAUCCCUCUGGCGUAUGACGAGCUGGACAGCGUGACGCCAUAUGGCGACUUCGCCAACGACGUGGUCGCCAGAGCGCAGUGGUUCGCCCUCCACGGCUUCUGAGCGUCUCAUCUGUUUCUUCUUCUGCAGCCCGUACAGGUUGCUUACUUCCUGUUCACUUCCUGUUACUAAACAUCGUUCAGAGGGGAAAGUGUUCUCCCUCCACAGCUCUCGUAUAAUAAUGAGUGCACUGAAUAUUUACAGUAUUAACCUAAAAGACUGAAGUAUUAAUAUUAAAGUAAUGUUAUUGAUGGUUUAUUA
This is a messenger RNA of Cottoperca gobio, 1084 nucleotides long. Its product is annotated as lysozyme g-like. The coding region runs from base 41 to 886 and encodes 281 amino acids. Gene Ontology annotation, biological process: peptidoglycan catabolic process; defense response to Gram-positive bacterium. Gene Ontology annotation, cellular component: extracellular region. The transcript is spliced from 10 exons. Gene Ontology annotation, molecular function: lysozyme activity. The record is from RefSeq and is a predicted model, not a curated record. NCBI's taxonomy places the organism in Eukaryota, Metazoa, Chordata, Actinopteri, Perciformes, Bovichtidae.